UGCACAACUUCCCAAGUUAGCAAUUUAGGCAAGGGAAGCAACCCCCAAAAGUUCCUAAAGUGAGGAAGGGGGUAAUAAUUCAAACGCAUUUAAACAAACAAACAUUCGUAAAAAUAAAUGCACGUCAAUGCUAAACUGACGGACUCUUUCAUAAGUCUCAACAGUGCACGCUUGUAACGAUCAAUGGACUUCCCACAGCUACCCCCUCACUCCGGGUCAGUGUUGUCUGUAGUGGACAUGCACACAGGCGGCGAGCCCUUGCGCGUUAUCCUCAGCGGGUAUCCAGAAGUUAAAGGGGACACUAUCCUCGCCAAACGUCGCUAUGCGCGAGAGCACCUCGAUCACCUCCGCAAAGUGUUAAUGUUUGAGCCCCGUGGUCACUAUGAUAUGUAUGGAGCGCUGUUGGUCAGCAGUGAGUUACCUGAAGCUGACCUCGGGGUUUUGUUCAUGCACAAUGAAGGCUACAGCACUAUGUGCGGUCACGCUGUCAUUGCGCUCGGGCGCUUCGCUGUUGAUUAUGGCUUGAUCAAAGCGCCCACUCCACCGGAGACUCAGAUCAACAUACACUGUCCCUGCGGUUUAGUCAAAGCUUUCGCUCAGUGUUCAGAUGGCAAAACUGGGGCUGUCAGAUUCCACAGUGUACCUGCCUUUGCGUUUGCUACAGAUGUCAGUGUCUCUGUACCUGGAUAUGGGGCCAUCACUGUGGAUAUAAGCUAUGGCGGAGCUCUUUAUGCUUUUGUGAGUGCUGACAAGUUCAGAUUGGAUGUCAGCAAGUCCAAAACCAGAGAUUUGGUGGAUGCUGCAACUGCAGUGACAAAAGCUGUGAAAUCCCAGGUAAAGCUGUCCCACCCAGUGAGUGAAGAUUUGGCCUUCCUCUAUGGUACAAUCCUUACUGAUGACAAAGAUGUUUACUCUGAAGAACCCACUGCCAAUGUGUGUGUGUUUGCUGAUGCACAGGUUGAUAGAAGUCCAACCGGGUCAGGCGUUACCGCUCGCAUAGCUCUUCAGUAUCAUAAAGGCUUGAUCGGACUGAACCAGACCAGAAGCUUCCAGAGCGGUGCUACAGGAUCAGUAUUUACAGGAAAAGCAAUAGAGGAGACCACAUGUGGGGAUUACAGGGCUGUGGUAGUGGAGGUCGCAGGUCACGCUCACUACAGCGGUGUAGCCAGCUUCACCCAAGAGAGCGAUGACACCCUGAGUGGAGGUUUUCUGCUGCGCUAAAUCAGUUCAUUAAGAGGUUACCAGCCUAGAUUUCUGCAUGAUCGCAGAUACAGUGCAGGACCACCAUCCCAAGUCUCAUAGGAGUAAAUUCAAGGGUCUACAGUUAAAUGAUUAAAUAUGUAACAAUCUAAUAAUUGCAAUAAAAACUUUAGCUACAGUUAUAAAUAGAAAUCAAAAUUUCAGCUACAUAUUGACCGUUCGCAAUAAAUUGUUUUAAGCAAAAUUGAAAUGCAAUAUUCUGUGAAGUGUGAUUGUGUAAAUAAUCAAUAUUGACUUGAUUUUACAAUGUAAGCACGUUUGUACAAAGACGUUAAUAUUUUAAUAUGUACUAUGUGCGUGUUAUAAACUUGACCUAAAAUGUAACACUACAGUUUUAUACAGUAUUUCACAGGGGGUCAUAUCAAGACUUAUUUGGUCUAAAUAGGGUCUAAGACCCCUGGUUUAAUGAAUAAUAAAUCAAGAAAUAUGUGGUGUAAAUUUGUGGUAAUUUAAAGGGAUAGUUCUCCCAAAAAAUGGAAAUUCUGUCAUCAUUCACUCACCCUCAUGUCAUUGUAAACCUGUAUGGCUUGCUUUCUGCAGAACACAAAACAAGAUAUUUUGAAGAACGUUGAUAACCAAACAACACUGUACCCCAUUGACUUUUAUUGUAUGGGCACAAUACCGCUGAGAUAUUUCUCAAAAUUUCUUUUAUGUUCCACAGAAGUAAGUGAAGUGACGAUUUUGAAUAACAUGAGGGUGAAUAAAUGACGAUGGAAUAUUUAUUUUUGGGUGAACUGUCCCUUUAUCUGAAACAUAAUAACAUUGUUCACAGCUUUCCUGUGGACAAAUUUAUGUCCACAGGACAUAAUUAUUUCCAGAAACAAAUUUAUAAUGCAAUGCAAGUCGCUUUGAAUGAAGGCGUCUGCCAAAUGCAUAAAUGUUCAUUUUGCUGUGCUAUUGGAAUGUGUGAUUGACCACCAGGGGGCAUCAUCUUACUACGUUUGGUUCAUAAAACGUCUGCAUGUACUGUAUGGACACAUGCUUUUAAUAAAACAUUUGUUUAUCAUGUUAGUAACAUAAUCAUCAAAUAAGAGUUAUUUAAAUCAGCGCGUUUGACCACAAAAAAAUGAAGGCAAAAACAGAAGCAAAAAUUACUUUAAACUCUUCCAUUUAUUCUGUUAAGAUUCCUCUUCCAAUGGAAGGCUGUAUUUUUCUUAAAUUAGAAAAGUCCAAUCGAGGUAUUUUACACUGAAAAGGAAACUCUGUCACACCAUACAACUAGUUUGCAGAUUAAAAAAGCCUGGAGGGACUCUAGACAGAAAGGAAGAACAAGAUGGGAAGUAUUGCCUUGAUUCAGUUACUUGCAGAUCACUUUAAAUACGACUAUAUUUCACGUGAAAAGUCCUCAAACAGACCAGCACUUGACAUCAGAAACUGCAUAGAAUCUGUACAAUGACCGUCCACAGUGUUUAAGACAACACGGCGCCCCAGUGGCCCCUAAAAACCUUGAAGUCAUUUCCAAAUCGCUUGUACGGAUAUAACAAACACAGUCAUCUUCUAGAAUGCAUUUUCUGUAAUAACCUACCCACAGACCUGGUUCUUAAUGUCAGUAAAAUAUGAAUGUCAGUAAAAUAAUGUGUAUUUUUAGGACCCUUGUAGAAGGGCUACUCCAAAAGUUGUGCAGUCGCAUUACAAGUUUUCAGUGACAUAUUUACAAAGGUUUAACAUAUUUCCACUUGACAUUAUGUAAGGAAUAAUUGAGGACGGGGCAUUCAAUUAUUCUAAAGUUAAUGCACACCGCCGUGGCCUCGGGUGUGCAUUAACUUUCGAAUAAUUGAACGUGCCGGAGUUAAUUAUUCUGCUUAUACCACGGUUACCACACCACAGGACAUUGUUUAAAUGUUUAAUUUCAACGUUUGUCAUGUUAUCGUCUUUAAAAUGCGGUUUAAAAACAAAUAAAAAAAUGGCCUUACUGUUUUAAAACGUUUUAAAAUCACUAAACACUUGUAUUUACUACAUAUGCCUGCUAAGAUUAAAAAAACGUGACAGAAAAUUGUAAACUGUUAAUUGCGUUUGCGUUUAUUCAAAUAACAGACGUUGACCGACGCAAAGAAUUGUGGGUUAUCUCUAGCAACGACGGAUAUCGCUGCGUUCCGUUCAGAAGUGAUCAUCCCUACGCCCUACUCCCUUUGAAGAGUAAAGCCCUUGAUGUGUAAAACUCUAGAGGGAAAAACGCAAUUGUAUCUCUUAAUGUGUGCGUUUGAAAUUCACUUGGAUAAAGGAGGAAUAAAAACAACGUAAUUUUCUCUUUAUUUGGAGCGACGUUUUAUGUGGUGUCCCCUUCCAGAAGGGCCCUUCGGAGGGCGAUAUAUCCCGUUUGGAAUGCACCG
Triplophysa rosa is the source of this 3590-nucleotide messenger RNA. RefSeq names its product trans-L-3-hydroxyproline dehydratase. The transcript has 6 exons. Gene Ontology annotation, molecular function: hydro-lyase activity. The record is from RefSeq and is a predicted model, not a curated record. The coding region runs from base 184 to 1221 and encodes 345 amino acids. Lineage: Eukaryota; Metazoa; Chordata; Actinopteri; Cypriniformes; Nemacheilidae.